UGUGUUCAAGUGAAAGCCAACAUUUACAAAUUGUCAGUGGCGAGCCAGACCUGUCAACGAGUUAUGAGCGUGGAGCGUAUAUUCGAUGAGUUUGGACACUUCAAAAGGUUCCAGGCAUGUCUGUACUUUGCUGCUGUCUUCCAGGCCAUAGCCUGUGGAAUCCACUACCUGGCCUCCGUGUUCCUCGUGGAGAGGCCAAACUUUGUCUGUGCUCCGCCAGGUAACAUCACUGACGUCCUGUAUGGGAACCACACUGGUGCUUCCCUGGAGGAGGUGCUACCAUUCUUCAAACCGGCGAACGGACCCAUGGUCGUCCGAACGGCUGUGGGCCAACAGUGGGAGCUUAGCACCUGCCAGCGCACUCAGCGGAUGAACCCCACAGACUUUACCUACGAGCAGGUCGUCAACAGGACGACGGAAAAGUGUGACGGGAACUACCAUUACGUGUACGACCACAGUGAGGUGUAUCAGAGCAUCGUGACGGACUGGGACCUGGUGUGUGACAGGGAAUGGCUGGCCAAGCUGUGUCAGCCCACGUUUAUGAUGGGGGUGCUGGUCGGAGCACUGGUGUUCGGGGACAUCGCUGAUAGGGUUGGCAGACGGAGGAUCCUAAUGAUCACCAGCCUCUGCCAGUUUGUGUUUGGUGUAAGCGUGGCAUUCACGGGAAACUACUACCUAUUUAUGGUCAUCCGCUUCCUGCUCGCCAUGGUGUCCAGCGGCUACCUUGUGGUGGUGUUUGUGUACGUGACCGAGUUCACCGGCAACAAGGUACGCACGUGGACCUCCAUGCACGUGCACGCCGCCUUCGCGGCAGGCGUCAUGAUGGUGGCGAUCACGGGCUACCUAGUGCGUACCUGGUGGAUCUACCAAAUCAUCCUCUCCACCUGCACCUCGCCCUUUCUCUUCUUCUGCUGGAAGUUUCCAGAGACACCCUUCUACCUGAUGGCUAAGGGGAGGCUCCAGGAGACCCAGGUCCUGUUGGAUUCCAUAGCCCGCUUCAACGGCCUGGAGCCUGGCCGCCUGAGGGCCGAGGACCUCCUGGAACCCAUGGAGGCUCUGCUGGAGAAGGAGGUGGUACCGGGAAGAGCCCAGCCAGUGGAGCCCGAGAGAAAGCUGAGCAUCCUGGACCUGUUUGGGACAUGGAGGAUGACCUGGAGGACAGUGACAGUGUGGGCAGUGUGGUUCAUUGGCAGCUUGGGCUACUACGUCUUCUCCCUGGGCUCGGUCAACCUGGGUGGCAACCAAUACAUCAACCUCUUCCUGGCUGGUGCAGUGGAGUUCCCUUCCUACCUGAUUGGUUGUUAUGCGAUGGACCGGGUGGGCAGGAGGAGGACAUGUGCCCCAGCUCUGCUGCUGGCUGGAACAGCCUGCAUGCUCAUCAUUGUGGUGCCAAAUGACAUUGAGGUGUUAGUCAUCAUCCUCAGUAUGACAGGGAAGUUUGCCAUUGCCAUAGCCUUUGGUCUCAUCUACCUCUACACCUGUGAGCUCUACCCAACUAUCAUCAGGUCCCUGGCGGUGGGCAGUGGCAGUAUGAUGUGUCGUGUGGGCAGCAUCGUGGCUCCUUUCUGUGUCUACCUAGCUGACAUCUGGCAAUACCUACCACAGCUGAUUGUGGGGAUCCUGGCGUUUAUAAUUGGUGUUCUGACCCUGUUGUUACCAGAGACCCUGGGUGAGCCCUUGACCAGCACCAUGGAGGAGGCUGAGGCUCUAGGCAGGAAGAGUAGCCCUGAUCAGGGAAAGAAAGACCCUGAGGAGGGGGUGGAGAUGAACUAGAUCCAGAGCAACUAGUUGGACGGCAAGCCCUGAGGGAUACACCUCACCACCAACCAGAGAGAAGGAGGUGGCCAGGGAUAGAGAGGGGGUAGGAAGUGGAGGAGAGAGAGAAGGAGAGAGACUACUGGAAGCGAUGCCAAGAAACCAACAAAACAAACAACCGCAAAAACAAACAACAUCGAAUUUGGAACCUUAGUAGAACUUUUUGUAAUAAAGUGUUUUUUUUUACAUUUGUUCUGCAAAGUGGCCAAUUUCAGAGCUGUUAUGCUCUGGUUGAGCCAACCAACCGCAGCCAACCUCAGUUCCUUGGCUGCAGCUGUUCAGACAGAGACAGAGGGAAGUGAAGUGAAGGCCCUUUAUUCAUCACAUCUCAGUCUCCUGAUGAGAGCCACAUGAAACUGAGCCUCAUGUUCGACAUUCACAUCACAUGUGCCUUCCAAUCACAACCAUUAAUGAAUGUGUGCGCGAGAGAUUGAGAGUGAGAAAGAAAGAGUGUGCAGGUUCUAUGAAGGAAGUGUAUGUGCAUGCAUGUGUGCGUGCAUGCCCGUGUGUGCGUGUGAAAUUUGACGUUUGACUGAGACUGUGAUUUAGUUACCUCUCUUCAGCCCGAUGAUCAUCUAGUGCAGCUGAUUUUGGAUAUGUGUUACUAACAAUGCUGUUGUUAUGUCAUUUAAAGUGUACUUUGUCUAUCUGAAGUCCAGUCCACACACACACACACACACACACACACACACACACACACACACACACACACACACACACACACACACACACACACACACACACACA
Molecule: messenger RNA, 2562 nt
Organism: Oncorhynchus gorbuscha (pink salmon)
Lineage: Eukaryota; Metazoa; Chordata; Actinopteri; Salmoniformes; Salmonidae
Gene: slc22a16
Product: solute carrier family 22 member 16
Exons: 8
Coding region: 64-1773 (569 amino acids)
Biological process (GO): transmembrane transport
Cellular component (GO): membrane
Source: RefSeq, a predicted model, not a curated record